Arvicola amphibius (Eurasian water vole) is the source of this 5431-nucleotide messenger RNA. RefSeq names its product polycystin 1 like 2 (gene Pkd1l2). The record is from RefSeq and is a predicted model, not a curated record. The transcript has 32 exons. Gene Ontology annotation, cellular component: membrane. The coding region runs from base 253 to 5340 and encodes 1695 amino acids. Gene Ontology annotation, molecular function: calcium channel activity; protein binding. Gene Ontology annotation, biological process: detection of mechanical stimulus; kidney development. Lineage: Eukaryota; Metazoa; Chordata; Mammalia; Rodentia; Cricetidae.
CCGAGAUGAACAUGUGUCCGCCACAUGUGCUUGGACUAGGGAGUCUGGGAAACGAGAUUGCUGUAAUGCGUGACAGAGUCAGGUCAGUGUCAGGGGCUGCAGGCAUGCCAGGUAGCAGCAGAUGGGACCUACUUUGGAGACCUGUGCCCCACCCAGGGCAGCUACCUGUGGGUGCAGUACCAGUGUCUGGAAGGCCUGCGGCUGGUGGUGCCCAUUGAGAGCUUCAUCUUUGACAAUGUCACCAUCUCCCUGAUGUGGCUCCUUUCUCCCUACACUGGAAACCUGACCUGUGUACUCAGCAUGGGAGAUGGCCACACGUUUGACCCCUACUACCCUCCCAGUGUGGUCAGUCAUGUGACUCACCAGUUCACCGCCCCUGGGGAGUUCACUGUGUUCGCUGAGUGUACAACCAGUGACUGGCACGUGACCGCUCAGAAACAGGUGGUGCUGCGAGACAGGAGGGAGCUACCUCACGUCACCGGGUGCACCAACCUCUCCGGAUCUGGAGCCAGUCUUCUCUGUCAGGCCGUCUUCGGGAACCCUCUGUGGAUUCAGGUGGAUCUGGAUGCAGGAGCCGGGGUGACUUAUGCUGUGCUUUCGGGUAAUAUAACUCUGGCUGAGUUCACCACGCAGAGGGGCUUGAGACCUUACAAUCUGACUCUGGACAGAGACACCCAGGAGCUGCUGGGCCCUGGGAAGCACCAUCUGAACAUCCAAGCUGUGGCCAACAGCACCGCCUCUGCCCCCUCUGGAAGCAUCACUAUCCACUUGGUGGAGCUCCUGUGGGGCCUGCAGGCCUCCUGGGCUUCCGACCACGUGGAGCUUGGGUGCGACCUGGUGGUCAAUGUCUCAGUGGCUCGUGGUACCCUGGAGGAGGUGACCAUUGAGGUGGCAGGACUCAAUGCAAACUUCUCGCAGAAGGAAGAGAGUGGUGGGCAGUCAUCCGGGACCUACCAUGUGGCGAUUCCUGUUGAAGGCACCUUUCUGGUCACCGUGCGUGUGCGGAACGCUGUCUCAGACUUGAGCUCGGACGUGGGGAACAUCACCGUCACAGCCCCUUCCAGUCUCCAAGAACCAUCUGGAAUAAAUGCUGAAGCAAAGAAUGGAGACGAAGGGGACAGGAAGGUGUUCACUGAGCCUGAACUGUACGUGGAUCAUUUUACAGACGUCACGCUGAGCUGGCCAGAUGACGACCCAGACUUGGGCUUCCGCUGGUCCUGCGGACAUUGCUGGGCUCAGUGGAAUGACUGUGUGGAAGGGCAACUGCUCCACACAGACCAAAGGCGGCUGGUGCUCCCUACCUCCUGCCUGCCUCCGCUCAACUCUGCUGUCACCCUGCACUUGGCUAUCCUAAGGGGCCAGGAACUGGAGAGAGAGACAGAACAGUGCCUCUAUGUGUUCUCUCCCCUGGACCUCAGGCCUCAAAUCAGCUGUGAGAACUGCCGGCCAGUGAAAGCCGACCAAGACGUUUUGCUCACAGUCACUGUGGGCGAUGAAAGUCCAGUGGCCACGUUCAGCUGGUACUUAGAUGACACCUCAUCAGAGAAGGCUGAGCCCCUCCCCGAUGCCUGCAGACUCAGAGGAUUUUGGCCGCGCUCGCUGACCCUCCUUCAGGGCGACUCCUCCACGCUGCUACUGAACAGCAGCCUCCUGCAGACCUGGGGACCUGUUGUUCGGAUCCGGGUCACAGCACUGACCAGCCAUGCCUAUGGGGAGGAUACCUACGUGAUUAGCAUGCUACCUAUACCGGAGGUGCCCGCCUGUGCGAUCGUCCCAGAGGAGGGUACUGUCCUGACGAGCUUUGCUGUCUUCUGCACUGCCGCCACAGCCCCGGGUCCCCUGGAGUACUGCUUCUGUCUGCAGUCAGGUUCCUGCCUCCACUGUGGCCCUGAGCCAGCACUCCCUGCUGUGUUCCUACCACUUGGGAAAGAGAAGGAUGGCUUUGUCCUGACAGUGGUCAUCUCUGUCACCAAUCAGGCAGGGGACAGACAGCAGAUCCAAGUGGCAGCUAAGGUGGGCCGUGGGAACACAGGUAGUGACUAUGUGACAUUCCAGGCUACUGUGGCAGAGAGAAUCUCCUCAGCUCUGCAAGAUGAGCACAGCGGUGACCAGUUUCUACACUUUGUCAAGGCUGUGUCCUCUGAACUUAACCAGGAGGACCAGAGCCCAGGCUCUGGGCAGCUUAGAACGGAAACCAAACGGAAGGUCAGAGAGCUUGUGCUGAGAUCGCUGUCCAUGCUCACCAUUGAUCCAGAGAACAUGCAGAGGGUGCAGGGUUUGGCUGAGGCGCUGAGAGAGGUGACCCGCCGUAGCGAGGAGCUCACCUCGGUGGCUCAGUGGGAGGCCAGUCAGGUCCUGCAGCAUGCAGCUGAAGCUCUGUUGACAGCCAGUGCCAAGGUUCAUCCUGAGGAUCAGAGACGCCAAGAAGCCAUCAGGGCCAUGUUUCAAGCUGUGGGAACCGUACUGGAAGCUUCCCUCAGCCAGGGAUCUGAAGAACCUAAGGAGGCCAACCGCAGCCAGGCUCACAUCAUGGCCCAGCUACUUCAGGUUGUAGAUCAUUUGCAGACUGCCCUCCUGCUGGGGACAUUGCCAGGGGGCCUUCCAGCCAUCCUAGAAGCCCCCUCCAUCUCUGUGUACACAGACAGAAUACAGCCACGGAGUUGGCAAGGCUCUUCAGUGCACACUACCACCGCUGACUCUGUAACCUUCACCCUGCCGGCCGCCACCUCCCUUUGUCCCGUGGAAGACAGCCAGGAGCCUGUGGACAUAAGGAUGAUGAGUUUCUCACGGAACCCCUUCCCUUCCCGAAGCCGAUUUGAUGUCAGCGGAACUGUUGGCGGACUCCGUCUGACCAGCUCCAGUGGCCACCCCAUUUCAGUGAAGAACGUGACACAGAAUAUUGAGAUCCUGUUGCCGCGGAUUUCAGAACACAGCGAGCCGACGAUGCUGAGCCUGGCCACCCCAGAAACUCUGAGGGUGAAUAUGACUGCCAGGGAGGCAGCUCUAGGGAUCCAGCUGCACUGGGGACCCGGCAUCCCACUCACACUCAGUCUGGGCUACGGCUACCACCCCAAUGAGACCAGCUACGAUGCCCAAACACACCUGCCUCCUGUGGCUGCCACAGGUGAGCUACCCACAUGGAUCCUGGGCCCAGAGGACCUGCCCUUUGGGGAAGGAACCUACUAUUUGAGAGUGGUUCCCAAGGAUAACCUGGAGCCUGCCUCUGGCAGGGACCUCACAGUUGGCAUUACCACCUUCCUGUCACAUUGUGUGUUCUGGGAUGAAAGCCAGGAGACCUGGGACAACUCUGGGUGCCAGGUAGGUCCACGAACCACCACCUCCCAGACACACUGCCUUUGUAACCACCUCACCUUCUUUGGAAGCACAUUCCUGGUGAUGCCCAAUGCCAUUGACGUCCACCAGACUGUGGAGCUCUUUGCCACUUUUGAGGACAACCCAGUGGUGGUUACCACAGUGGCCUGCCUCUGCAUGGUCUACGUGCUGGUGGUGAUCUGGGCCAGGAAAAAGGACAUACAGGAUCAGAGCAAGGUAAAAGUCAUAGUGCUGGAGGACAAUGAGCCCUUUGCCCAGUAUCACUACCUGGUGACGGUCUACACGGGACACCGACGAGGGGCAGCCACGUCUUCAAAGGUGACGCUCACGUUGUAUGGCUCGGAUAGAGAGAGUGAGCCCCACCACCUGUCAAACCCUGAUGCUGCAGUUUUUGAGCGAGGAGGGGUGGACGUCUUCCUGCUUUCCACUCUGUUCCCCCUGGGAGAACUGCAGAGCCUCAGGCUGUGGCAUGACAACUCUGGGGACCAGCCAUCAUGGUAUGUGAGCCGGGUGCUGGUCUAUGACCCUGCUGCGGACCGCAAAUGGCAUUUCCUCUGCAACUCGUGGCUGUCCAUCGAUGUUGGCGACUGUGUCCUCGACAAGGUGUUUCCUGUGGCCACAGAGCAAGACAGGAAGCAGUUUAGCCACCUGUUUUUCACAAAAACCUCCACGGGCUUCCAGGACGGACACAUCUGGUACUCGGUCUUUUGUAACUCUCCUCGGAGCAGCUUCACACGCGUGCAGAGGGUGUCCUGCUGCUUCUCGCUGCUCCUCUGCACCAUGCUGACCAGCAUCAUGUUCUGGGGUAUCCCGAAGGACCCCGCUGAGCAGAAGAUGGACUUGGGCAAAAUUGAGUUCACUUGGCAGGAGGUGAUGAUUGGGCUGGAGAGCUCCAUCCUUGUGUUUCCCAUCAACCUCCUGAUCGUCCAGAUCUUUCGGAACACCCGACCUUGGCGCCCGCUGGAAAAGGAUGAGAAGCAGGAGCAGGGACCCUCCAACCUGACUCCUUCACUGCAGCCCACAGAGGAGGGACUUCUGACACCUGAAACAGUGACCAAGGGUGUACAGACUCUCCUCUGCUCACUGUUUAAAGCUCUGAAGGUGCUGCCCCCAGCUUCGGGCUGGGAUACUAAGAACCUGACGGACAUUAACUACCUCCUGGCCUUAAUGGAAGACCUCGUCUGUCCAGAGGGCACAACAGGACAGGGGUUCUGGGAGGAAAUGCUAGAGAGGGAGGACCCUUGCACCUCCACCCAUGGGCCUGUCCAUCUGAAAGAGAACACAUGGCACCCCAAGCCCAAGCUGGCAGGGAGUGGGCUUUGGAGGGACAGCAUCUACAGACGGUGUCUCUACCUUCAAUUGGAGCAUGUGGAGAGGGAGCUGCGGCUGGUGGGGCCCCAAGGCUUCCUGCAUCAACAGAGUCAUGCCCAGGCCCUCAAGCAGCUGCAUGCCCUGAAGGGCCACCUCUGGGGACAGCCUGGCACCCCAGCGAUAGCAUACGCCAGCACUCCUCGGGUCAGCAAGUCCCCUCGCGGCCUGCCCUGGUGGUGUGUCCUAGUGGGCUGGCUCCUGGUGGCAGCCACCAGCGGGGUGGCGGCCUUCUUCACUAUGCUGUAUGGACUGCAUUAUGGAAGGGCCAGCUCUCUCCGGUGGCUCAUCUCCACGGCUGUGUCCUUUGUGGAGAGUGUGUUCAUCACUCAGCCCCUGAAGGUCCUGGGUUUUGCUGCUUUCUUUGCACUGGUCUUGAAGAGAGAGGAUGAUGAAGAGAUUUUGCCCUCAUUACCAGGACAUCUAUCUGGCCCAGGCUCCUAUGCCUUGUUCCGAACACAAAGACGCAGCAGCAAGGAUGCGUACCAGCCUCCCCUCGCCACUGCCAUCGAGACGAUGAAAGCCACUCGCCUCAAGGAGCAGAAAGCAUUUGCACUCAUCAGAGAAAUCCUGGGUGGGCAGUCUCCCACACCUGUAUUCUCAGCACAUCCUGGAGCUGACUUGCAGCGUGUCCUUUGAUGAGCCUCUUGCUGCCCCUAGGCCUCAGUUCCUCUUCUCCCUUUUGCCUGAAAUCCCUCAAGCUCUUGGGAUGAAGUCUGAGCUCCCUCCC